Hibiscus syriacus is the source of this 2694-nucleotide messenger RNA. RefSeq names its product ubiquitin carboxyl-terminal hydrolase 25-like. Gene Ontology annotation, biological process: protein deubiquitination. Lineage: Eukaryota; Viridiplantae; Streptophyta; Magnoliopsida; Malvales; Malvaceae. Gene Ontology annotation, cellular component: cytosol; nucleus. Gene Ontology annotation, molecular function: cysteine-type deubiquitinase activity; cysteine-type endopeptidase activity. Bases 130 to 2343 code for a protein of 737 amino acids. The record is from RefSeq and is a predicted model, not a curated record. The transcript has 8 exons.
UAUUUCCUAUGAGAAGGGGGGAAUUUUUAUUUUGAGAACAAAUUUUCCCGGAAAAUUGAAGGAUAUGCGAUUCUGGCGGUGCGGGUGGCCGUCCGAUGAGAGAUCGUCGAAGGAGGAUCAUCGUCGUUGAUGGGAUUUGUCGAGUUACAAAUGACUUGGCAGCCGAGUCUACUCAGUGAAAAACGGAAGAAGGGACCCCCUUUAGGCUUAAGAAAUCUCGGCAACUCGUGUUACCUCAACAGCGUUCUUCAGUGUCUCACCUACACUCCACCGCUCGCCAAUUUCUGCCUCCGCUCCCGACACUCCUCCUCCUGCGACGCAUCAGCCUCCAAAAAACCCCGCGACUGCCCUUUCUGUAUCCUUGAAGCGUGGAUUGCACGCUCCUUAACCCUCGAUCUCACCCUCGACUCGCCUUCCAAGAUCCAAAGCUGCAUUAAAAUCUUCGCUGAACACUUCCGGUUCGGCCGACAAGAGGAUGCCCAUGAGUUCUUGAGGUACGUCAUCGAUGCUUGCCAUAACACAUGUCUUCGUUUAAAGAAAUUGCGGCGAAAGGUAAGUGAAGGCGGGGGAGGCGGGGGAGAAGCAGUGAAUGGCAAUACCGUAGUUAAAGAGAUCUUCGGCGGUGCUUUGCAAAGUCAGGUUAAGUGCUUGGGGUGUGGUGGGGAGUCAAAUAAAGUUGAUGAAAUUAUGGAUAUUAGUCUUGAUAUUUUGAAUAGUGGUUCACUUAAAGAAGCUAUGCACAAGUUUUUUCAGCCUGAGGUUUUGGAUGGAAAUAAUAAGUACAAGUGUGACAAUUGUAAGAAAUUGGUGGCAGCAAGGAAGCAACUGUCUAUACGUCAGGCACCAAAUAUCCUUGUUAUUCAAUUGAAGAGAUUUGAGGGAAUACUUGGUGCGAAGAUUGAUAGGCUAAUUACAUUUGAUGAAGUUUUGGUUCUUUCAAGCUUCAUGUCCAAAGCAAGCCAGGAUCCACAGCCAGUGUAUAACCUAUUUGGUACAAUUGUGCACUCAGGAUAUUCACCAGAAUCUGGGCAUUAUUAUGCAUAUAUUAAGGAUGCAAUGGGCAGGUGGUAUUGCUGCAAUGACACCUUUGUCUCACUUUCAACCUUACAGGAGGUCUUGUCUGAGAAGGUUUAUAUUCUUUUCUUCUCUCGUGCUAACCAAAGGACAGGGUCUCACGGGACCACUGUUUCUUCUAAUGGAGUUAAACAACAUGAUUCUAAUGGAAGUGAGGCAUCCAAAAUCCUGAAAGCGGUUCAAUUGAAACCAGUCCAAACAAAACCUUGUGUUGAGCAAUCUUCACAGAAGGUUGGAAAAUUGUCUUCUAGCCCUCGUGUGAAAUUCAAUAUUUCUGAAAAGCCUGGUCCCAGAAAGCUUCCCCUUACGAGUAAUGGAAAAGUUGAUUUCCAUAAGACUCAGACCAUUGCUGUGAAUGGAGUUUCAAUGGAUUCAAUUCGUAUGGAGAAGAAUGGGAAAGACACUUUGUCAUCGAUGAACAGGAAUUGUACAGACAAAAUUGGAAAAGUUGAUGUUGUUGCUGGUGGAAAUAACCAACAAUUUGCAUGGUCCAAUGGAAAUAAACCAGAUUCUUUUGUAGUUAAUGGUACCAGGAGCAUGGCGGUCAGAGGGCAGAUUGAUACUACGCUUUCUGAUGCCUCUGAUAACUUGGGGCAAAAGAAAAGUUCAGAAAACUCUUGUGCUAUUUCAGUACCGAAGAUAAAAUCUGAAGAUUCUUAUGAUAUUUUAGGGACAAAGCAUAAAUCCGAAGAUUCUUCUGAUGUCUCAGGGGCAAAGAGAAAAUAUGAAAAUUCCUGUAAUUUCUCGGGGACGAAGAGAAUAUCUGAAUAUUCCUGUAAUUUACCAGGGUCAAAAAGAAAAUCUGAUGACUCAUUUGAUAACUCAGUUCCAAUGACAAAGCCGAAAGACUCCUCUUUUAACGUAAGGGGGAACAUAAAAUUUAAAGACUCGUGUAAUCACUCAGGGCUAAAGGAAACAGAAGGCAUUGGUGAUUUCUCGAUGCUAAAGGGAAAAUCCUGUGUUUUGCUUUCCCAGGAUGCCCAAUCUCGAGCAGAAGUUGAAAAGAUGAAAGAAAUGUUGAAAAACAAAGCUUCUUCAGUUUUGCGAUCUUGUGGCUGGUAUGUUGAUGUUUACAAUUUCAUGCAUUCAAAGAAGCAGUCAUAUGCACAGGAGACUGGAAGCACCCAGAGUGAUAAUGAUUUAGAGAAGAAGCUGAUUGCAGAUGCAAAGCCAACCUUUAUUCCACAAAUACCCGAGUCACUGAAGGAGGAAUUAAUUAAACAUCUCCAAUCUUUCAGCCAAACAAACCGAGAAUCUCCAGAUCCUUGACUGGCAUUCUUGCCAAUGCUUUCCGCAGUCGUGGUGUAUAAUCUGUAUUUUAGAUUGGUAUUGUAGCGAAAGAACAUUAAUCGGCGUACAUUAGUCCUCUCUUUGAGCAACUUCCAGCGAUGCCUGUCGUUUUCCCGAUGCCCGAGUUCAAAUAUUGCCGGAAGACUCAACAACUCGAAGUCGAUUUUUCUUUUUCCGGCAAAGAAGGAAUCUUUAAUUCAUUUUGUAAGAUAUGCAUUUUUGGGGAACACAAAUUAUUAGCGUUAAAAUCUUGAUUUUUCAUGGAUGCAUAAAUGACAAUUUUCCCAUAAAAAUUGUGGUGUCUAUAAUGAAAGCUAUGAAAUUGAGUUA